AAUCUUGAAAUGUGUUGGAUGUUUACAACAAAUAGAUGAAAACGAGAUAAUAACUAUCGACAUCAUAAAUGCAGAAUCACAAUCAGUAAAGCUAGAAAGUUUACCUUGCUUCUUCCAUGUUUACUGACAAAAACCAGGUUAUUAACAAUAAAGAUAACAACAUUUAACGUUCUCAUCUUGGUUAAAAUAUUCAAAUUACAUUUGAGUGAAGUCAUCUUGAAUGUAGAUUUAUAAGUUUCGCUUUAUUCUGUUUUUGAUCUUCAACCUCAUAAUCAUGCCUUUUUAUACCAAAAUAGGAAACUUUGCCGCUGUUACUUGGUGUUCAUUUGGUUCUGCUCUACUCGGCUUGUUCCUCAUGUUGAUAGGUGCAAUCCUCACUGCUGUUGCUUAUACAGAAAUUACUCCACCCGAUUACGAUGAUAAUUACAAGAGGUAUAUUGGAUCAAAUGUAUUAAGAGUUGUCGGACCCUUUUCGUUUGGAUUUGGAGGGUUACUUGUUCUUGGUAGUUGUGGUCUGUUUACAUUUGCUUUUGUAAGUGAAAGCCGUAAGCAUGGUCGUAGCGCUGGACCCAUUGAUUACGAUGCAAGAAUCGCAGAACCCGAAGUGGAGAAACUUCAAAAUCCAUGAAUGGAUUUGUAAUACAGCUUUUUUAUUCCGAUGAAGGAAAACAUUUUACGAUGUAACCAAUUAACCUUUGACGCUUCCAUUGACGCUCGUUUUAAUACAACUAUGAAACAUUGAAAUUUUAAUAUCUAAAGAUACCUCACUUUUGAUUACUGAUUAAACAACUCUUUUGAGAUUGUUUUUUAACCAUUGUCAGAUCAUGGUUAUUUUAAAAAUAAAUUGUCUGAGUUGAUUUCUGA
Messenger RNA from Tetranychus urticae (two-spotted spider mite), 864 nucleotides. RefSeq lists its product as uncharacterized. The record is from RefSeq and is a predicted model, not a curated record. Lineage: Eukaryota; Metazoa; Arthropoda; Arachnida; Trombidiformes; Tetranychidae.